CUCUCCUCCCAAGUCCCAACCCUAACCCCUGUCUCGCUCUCCCGGCCAGGCCCUCCUCCCCUGGCGGCGCUCCCCCUCCCUCUUGACGGCCGCGCGAUCCUCCGCUCUACUUCUUCUACCUCCUCCUCCUAACCUUCCUCCUGCUCUUACCUUCCCCGAGCUCCAAUCUGCCGCCCGCAGCUGCAAGCUUAGCGUAGCCGGCGACGCCUCACACGUCUUACGCGCGAACACGUAUUCCUUCGCGGCGCCGCCAUCGCCGCUCCUGUUCUAUCUCGUCACGACAUCAGGUUCCUGCUGUCUCGAUCCCGUCCGUGAAAUUAGACAUCCGAUUUCGAGGUUGUAUAAUACUGACGCUCAGCUAUAUUAUCUGAACAGAGGGGAUUCUGUUAAUAACUGUACUACAGUGAUCAAUGGGUUCAAAGAGGAGUUGUCUUUUGAUCACUUACUCUCCUGAGAUUACAGAUGGCAUACCUUUGUAUGUGUCAUCUAAUUGCCUGCCUGUAAAAGCUUCCAAAUAUGAACCUGCCGGUCAUUCGUUCCAUGCUGUGGCAUUGAAGCUCCGUGGUCUUGAUGAGAAAGAAGACACAGAAACUGAUGAUCGUAGUGUUUCAUCAGAUGACAAGAGCCAAGAUUUUUCUGCUGCUUCUGAUACCUUUAGCAGCAAAGGAAAGAAGAAGUCUGCAUCUGGAAGUCAACAACAAGAUCACUAUGCAUUGCUUGGGUUGGGUAAUUUGCGAUUCUUGGCCACUGAAGAUCAGAUUCGGAAGAGUUACCGUGACAUGGCUCUUAAACAUCAUCCAGAUAAGCAGGCUGCUCUCCUUCUUCAUGAGGUAACAGAGGAGGCAAAGCAAGCUAAGAAGGAUGAGAUAGAGAGCCAUUUCAAGGCCAUUCAGGAAGCUUAUGAGGUCCUCAUGGAUCCUACAAAAAGAAGGAUUUUUGACUCAACUGAUGAGUUUGAUGAUGAUAUCCCGACAGACUGCGCCCCUCAAGACUUCUUCAAGGUUUUUGGCCCAGCCUUCAUGAGAAAUGGGAGAUGGUCUGUUACCCAGCCUAUUCCUUCUUUGGGAGAUGAUACCACUCCUGUAGCGGACGUUGACCAAUUCUACAAUUUCUGGUAUAACUUCAAGAGUUGGAGGGAAUUUCCACAUGAAGAUGAGUAUGAUCUGGAGCAAGCUGAGUCUCGCGAACAUAAGAGAUGGAUGGAGAGGCAGAAUGCAAAGAUACAAGAGAAAGCAAAAAAGGUAGAGUAUGCACGAGUCAGGAAUCUCGUUGACAAUGCUUUCAAGAAAGAUCCCCGAAUCCAGAGGAGAAAGGAGGAGGAAAAGGCUGAGAAACAGAGGAGAAGAGAGGCAAAAUACAUGGCCAAGAGAUUGCAGGAGGAGGAAGCUGCAAGGGCUGCAGAAGAGGAAAGAAAGAGGAAAGAAGAGGAAGCUAAGAAGGCUGCAGAAGCUGCUCUCAAUCAAAAGAAGUUGAGGGAAAAGGAGAAGAAACUGCUACGCAAAGAGAAAUCUCGUCUUCGCGCUCUUAUGGCACCUGUCGUUGCAGAUAACCAAUUUAAUCUGUCACAGGAUGAUGUCGAAACAGCAUGCACAUCACUUGAUAUAGAACAGCUGAAGAAACUCUGUGAUAACAUGGAGGAUAAGGAUACAACUGAAAAGGCGAGGUUACUGAGAGGUGCAUUGAGUAAAGAAAGCUCCCCAAAUACUUCAAAAGAAAAGAUUCAAGCAAAUGGCGUGGAGGGUUCUACUCCAAAACCCAUGCCCAUGGGUGGAAAAGUCCCACAGGGCAAUGCACUAAGCGGCUAUGAGAAAAAAGAAAGACCGUGGGGAAAAGAAGAGGUUGAAAUGCUUAGGAAGGCGACACAGAAGUAUCCGAAGGGAACUUCAAGGAGAUGGGAGGUUGUUUCAGAGUUUAUUGGAACUGGUAGAUCCGUUGAAGAGAUUCUGAAGGCCACAAAAACCGUUCUUCUGCAGAAGCCAGACUCAGCUAAAGCUUUUGACUCGUUCCUUGAGAAACGCAAACCAGCUCCGUCCAUUGUAUCGCCUCUUUCCACAAGAGAUGAGACAGUUGUGUUGCAAGCUGUGGGAGCUGGAACUGAACCAUCCAAGGCUGCUGCUGCGGAACCUGCUGCUGCACAACCUGCUGCUGCUAGCAGUCAGACAGCUAAUGAGAAAACUGGUGCUGAUCCAGUACCAGAUGAAGCACCUUCCGCCACAGAUCAAGAUGCCUGGUCAGAGGCCCAGGUGCUGGCCCUGGUUCAAGCUUUGAAGGCUUUUCCCAAGGAUGCAAGUCAAAGAUGGGAGAGGGUAGCUGCUGCUGUCCCAGGUAAAACAGUGGUGCAGUGCAAGAAAAAGGUGGCGGCAAUGAGGUCGAAUUUCCGGACCAAGAAAGGUGCGGAGUAGAAGAGACAGGCCACCAUCAGAAUUACAUUUAUCCGAUUAGUACCUGAGAGAAGCAAGUCUUUGAACAGCAUUAUUCUUAUAGAUCUGAGCAUCAUGGGUGGCGCAAAUCUCUGCUGACGGUUUUGCUGACAAACCUAGGCGCCUCCCAUGGUAACUAUAAUUUUGUCGUGGAGCUCUGUACGAACUCUCAUUCAUUCUUAUGCCACUGUCAGCGUUUUGCUUAUGCAAGUUAUAUCGAGGUGAUUAGCGCAUUGCUUUCUAGCUCA
Molecule: messenger RNA, 2668 nt
Organism: Brachypodium distachyon (stiff brome)
Lineage: Eukaryota; Viridiplantae; Streptophyta; Magnoliopsida; Poales; Poaceae
Product: dnaJ homolog subfamily C member 2
Exons: 2
Coding region: 411-2402 (663 amino acids)
Biological process (GO): 'de novo' cotranslational protein folding; regulation of translational fidelity
Cellular component (GO): cytosol
Molecular function (GO): Hsp70 protein binding; ribosome binding
Source: RefSeq, a predicted model, not a curated record